AUGCACGUCUUUGUUACUGGUGCCACCGGCUUCAUCGGCCAAGCCGUUGUCCAAGAGCUGCUCGGCGCAGGCCACACGGUGACCGGACUCGCCCGUUCAGAUGCCUCAGCCACCGCUCUCGAAGCAAAGGGAGCGAAGGUGGUCCGCGGCUCCAUCGAAGACAUCGAAACCCUCAAGCGCGCCGCAGCCGACAGCGACGGCGUGAUCCACCUGGCAUUCAACCACGACUUCACCAAAUUCGCCGAGAACUGCCAGGUCGACCGCACAGCCAUCGAGGCCCUCGGCGCCAGCCUUGCGGGAUCCAACCGGCCGCUAGUCAUCACCUCGGGCACCCUGACUUUGCCCAAGGGCCAACAAGGCACGGAAAAUGACACCUCCGACCUCGGCGCCCCGAUGAACAUGCGCGGCGAGACAGAACAGCUCAUCCUGGAGUUCGCCGCGAAGGGCGUGCGCGCCUCUGUUGUGCGUCUUCCUCCCUCGGUACAUGGGGACGGGGACCAUGGAUUCGUCAAUGUGAUGACUCAAACUGCGCGCGCCAUGGGCGAGUCGUUCUAUAUCGGCGACGGCCUGAACCGCUGGCCUGCUGUGAACCGCUUCGAUGCGGCCCUUCUCUACCGCCUGGCUCUUGAGAAGGGCGCUGCUGGGAAGAGGUUCCAUGCUGUUGGGGAAGAAGGGAUUCCGUUGAAGGAGAUUUCCGAGGCGAUUGCCCAGUCGCUGGGUGUAUCUGCUGUGUCGAAGUCCUUUGAGGAAGUCCAGAGGGCCCUGGGCAUUUUGGCUUUUCCUUUGAGCGGUGAUAACCCAACCUCGAGCAGGCAGACUCAGGAACAGCUUGGAUGGACAUACUCGGGACAGGGUCUCCUGGCGGAUAUCAAGGCGGGGGUUUAUCUUAAGGAGUGA
Penicillium alfredii is the source of this 897-nucleotide messenger RNA. RefSeq names its product SDR family oxidoreductase. The transcript has a single exon. Bases 1 to 897 code for a protein of 298 amino acids. Lineage: Eukaryota; Fungi; Ascomycota; Eurotiomycetes; Eurotiales; Aspergillaceae. The record is from RefSeq and is a predicted model, not a curated record.